This is a messenger RNA of Diatraea saccharalis (sugarcane borer), 615 nucleotides long. NCBI's taxonomy places the organism in Eukaryota, Metazoa, Arthropoda, Insecta, Lepidoptera, Crambidae. The record is from the annotation of a GenBank genome assembly.
AUGGCCGUGCCAGAGAUGCGCGCGAGUACAUUGGCUGCACGAGCUCUAUGCCUCGAACCGAGGUACACGCGCGUGCCAUGUGUCGGUGGUACGGAAGGCGAAGCAUUAGUACCCCUGUUUUCUAAAGCCGUCGAAUACUACGACUUCGCAAAGCACAACGCUGAACUGAUGACGCACUCUGUACGCACUGCUCAAAUGGCCACGUCGAGAUGUUCCGGUGUUUGUGCUAAGGCGGCCGAUCUCAGUGAAGCUCAUGCUGUAGCUGGACUCGUUACGAAAGUAGCUCAUGCUUUACUUUGCAAAGACGUACCCAGAGUUACUGGUUUCGUUGAAACUGACCCAAGCCAUGUUAUUUCUCCAGCCAGGUAUAUCGCGAAUACUGUGGAAUUAGGGGGAGGUGGAAUCGCCAGGAACUUUGGUUUGCCGAAGAUGAAUGAUCCCGAAACCACGCUGCUUAAUCUUGCAUUGAACGACCUCUGUGAGAAGCAGAAAAUGACAUUGAGAUGGCAUCAUAAAUUCUGCAGCUCCUCUGGUAGACUGGAUGCCUGCCAAUUUCAAUUCUUCACUCCAAAAAGCGAUGAGCGUUUCGACGACUGCGCUUAUGCAACCAUAUAA